Messenger RNA from Lecanosticta acicola, 3601 nucleotides. NCBI's taxonomy places the organism in Eukaryota, Fungi, Ascomycota, Dothideomycetes, Mycosphaerellales, Mycosphaerellaceae. The record is from the annotation of a GenBank genome assembly.
AUGGUCGGCCUCACAUCUGCCGCUGGCCUGGUUGGCUUCCUUUCUGAACCCGACCCGGCUUUGCAGGCGUUUGCGCUGCAGCGCCUCAACGACCAGAUCGAUGCAGUUUGGACGGAGGUAUCGGGCUCUAUCGGACAAAUGUACGUGUCUUGUGCUAGUCAUGGGGUAAUGCUGCUGUUUGGCGAUGGCAGCAUAUGAUCAGGCGUGGCGUAUCUCGGUAUGACAAACGAGCAUGAGCUGACGACUGGACAACAGAGAAGCACUCUACGAAGACGAAUCAUUCUCUCACCGGGACCUCGCUGCUUUGGUCCUUUCCAAAGUCUACUAUCAGUUGCAGGAGUACGAUGAGUCCAUGGUCUUCGCCCUCGGCGCGGGUAAGCUGUUCAAUCUUGACAACGCCGGCGAAUACGAGGAGACCAUCGUUGCCAAGUGCAUCGACACUUUCAUCUCGCUCUGCGCCCUUCAUAACCCUCCCUCUUCUGUCUCCGCCACCGGUCGCCAGAGCUCCGUGGAUCUCGACAGUGCCAACGCUGCGGGAACCUCGCCCACCACGCCGUUUUCACAAUCCGCGAUUCCAUCCAAGUCAUUGCUGUCGCGUGAGGAUGAGAAGGGCUACAACUCCUCCGCACCUGGCGGCGGCAAUGCUGGCGUUCCCGGAGCGCAUCCUCAACCUCUGACCCUACCGAACGCUGUGAAGAAGAACUUGCACUCGGUCAUUCGGAGGAUCUUCGAAAGCUGCUACGAGGUCGGCGCGUAUAAGCAGGUCGUUGGCAUUGCUGUCGAGGCUCGUAAUAUGGAGGUUCUGAAGGAGACGAUUCUGCGGUCAAGCCAGGAAGAGAAGGGCAAGGGAAAGAAGGCCGCGAGUGCUGGGUCAACCGAAGAUCUCAUGGAGUACGUGCUGGACAUCUGCAUGAACGUGGUGCAAGAGCGUGGUCUGCGAAACGAGAUCUUGAAGCUUAUCUUGGACAUGCUGAAUGACAUUCCGAGCCCCGACUACUUCGCCAUCGCACGAUGCGUUGUGUAUCUGAAUCAAGAGUCGAUGGCAUCCAACAUGCUCCGUCAGCUUGUCCAGAAGGGCGAUGGGAGGUCACUGGCCAUCGCUUACCAGCUAUCUUUUGAUCUUUACGAGAACGGCACACAAGAAUUCUUGCAGAAGGUCAUGGAUGAACUGCCCGAGGAUGAGACCGAGAAGGAGGACGAGCCAGAGAUGAACGGAAGCGCUGUCCGACCAUCAACACCACACCCAAACCAGAGCGAAGGCGCAACUGAAUCGGAUCAGCUCCUCUCUGAGCUCAACGACUCUGCAGGCGCACCGCAAACAUCCACGAUUGUUGCGUCGAGAACGAAACCAAAGCCGGAGAACGAAGAUCAGAAGAAGGCUUUCACUUCCGUUCGAGAAAUCCUGCGCGGCACAAAGAGCAUCGAGUUGAAUCUGGAAUUCCUAUACCGAGCAGCCCAUACGGACCGAGCCAUUCUGAACAAGAUUCGCGAUUCUCUAGAGGCAAGAAAUAGCAUCUUCCACACCUCAGUCACAUUCGCCAACGCUUUCAUGAAUGCCGGGACGACUGUGGACACUUUCUUCCGAGACAACCUGGAGUGGCUCGGCAAGGCUGUCAAUUGGAGCAAAUUUACAGCUACCGCUGCAUUGGGCGUCAUACACCGUGGAAACCUCAACAAUGGCCAGAAGCUGCUGGAACCAUACCUGCCAAGGGAGAACGCGAACGCAAGCGCAGGGAGUACCUAUAGCCAAGGUGGCUCUCUGUAUGCACUCGGUCUGAUAUAUACCAACCAUGGCACCCAUGUUCUCGACUACCUGCGCCGUCAAUUCAGGGCAACCCAAGAAGAAGUGGUUCAACAUGGCGGUGCACUUGGACUUGGUGUCGCUGGAAUGGCCACCGGAUCUGACGAGAUCUACGAAGAGCUCAAGAACGUGCUCUACGCAGAUUCGGCCAUCAACGGAGAAGCUGUCGGCUUGGCCAUGGGUCUUGUCAUGCAGGGCACCGGCAAUCUGAAGGCGGUGGAUGACAUGAUUCAAUAUGCACACGAUACUCAGCACGAGAAGAUUGUGCGCGGACUUGCCAUGGGAAUGGCCCUUAUCAUGUACGGCCGACAGGAGGGUGCGGAUGAACUCAUCUCCGGUCUGCUUGACGACGCGGAUCCAGCGCUUCGAUAUGGCGGUGUAAUGACUGUCGCACUCGCCUAUGCGGGUAGUGGCAGCAACAAAGCUGUGAGAAGACUACUGCACCUGGCUGUUUCAGAUGUUAGUGAUGAUGUACGGAGAUCCGCAGUCAUGGGCUUGGGCUUCGUUCUCUUCCGAAAGCCUGGUAGUGUACCGAGAAUGGUCGAACUGCUCUCCGAGAGCUACAACCCGCAUGUGCGAUACGGUGCAACCAUGGCACUGGGAAUCGCGUGCGCAGGCACUGGUCUCGACGAAGCGAUUGACCUUCUGGAGCCAAUGAUGAAAGAUUCCGUCGACUUUGUGCGGCAAGGAGCCUACAUCUCCAUGGCCAUGAUUUUGGUCCAGCAGAACGACUCAAUGAACUCCAAGGUCAGCGACCUUCGCAAGCAGCUUCAAAAAGCUGUGGGCGACAGACACGAGGAUGCUAUGGCCAAGUUUGGAUGUGCGUUGGCCCUAGGCAUCAUCGACGCCGGGGGUCGCAAUUGCACAAUCGGCCUACAAACACAGACGGGCAACCUGAACAUGACUGCAAUCGUCGGCAUGGCCGUCUUCUUACAAUACUGGUACUGGUUCCCACUGACCCACUUCCUGGCCUUGUCAUUCUCGCCCACUACCAUCAUCGGGGUAGACUCAAACCUGGAGGUUCCCGACUUCAAGUUCCACAGCAACACGCGACCGAGCAUGUUCGACUACCCGCCCGAGGUGGAAGUCAAGACUGAGGAGGCGCCCGAGAAGGUCAAGACUGCAGUCCUCUCUACCACUGCACAAGCGAAGCGCAGAAAGCUGGCCAAGGACAAGCAAAACCGCCGUGAGAGCAUGGACAUCGAUCACACCCCUACGACUCCCAAACCGGAUGCCGAGGGUGACAAGAUGGACACGGACGACAACGUUGUCGAGACUGGCAAGGAAGACGAGAAGGAGAACAACAAGAAGAACAUCCAGAAGGAAAAGGUUGGCUUCGAGCUUGGAAACCUGAGCCGUGUGCUUCCGCCUCAAAUCAAAUACAUCAGCUUCCCGCUUGACGGACGGUAUCAGCCGGUGAAGCAGGUAAGACGGCACGACAUAUUCACAAUUGAAAGAGCAUAGCUAACAUUUGACUAGCCCACUGGAGGUGUCAUUCUUCUGCACGACACGCGACCGGAUGAGGAGAGAAGCCUCUUGGAAUUGAAGGCCAAGAAGAAGGCACAACCGGCUGCCGCUGCUCCUGGCUCCGGCCGCGGCGCUCAAGUAGGCGCCGAUGCCUUCCCACGCAGCGGUGGUGAUGCUGACAUGAUGGACGCGAUUCAAUCCUCUCUCACGGGCGCUGCUGCUGGCGCCGGCGUUCUCACCGCCGUUGACGAAGACGAAGACGGGGGCGAGGAGGCGCCUGUCCCCGAUGAGUUUGAGGUGGACGAAGACGAAGCUGAGGCUCAGGACGAGUAG